Molecule: messenger RNA, 2459 nt
Organism: Anastrepha obliqua
Lineage: Eukaryota; Metazoa; Arthropoda; Insecta; Diptera; Tephritidae
Exons: 1
Coding region: 651-2459 (602 amino acids)
Source: RefSeq, a predicted model, not a curated record
UGCAAGCCAUGGCUGUAUGUUAUUGCCUAUUUUAAGAAAUCACAUGAGCGCGCAUGGAAUAUUUUUCGUAAGAACCGCAAUUUAUAGAUGUUUCAUAUUUUAAUAGUUGUUGCGAGUAUUUACAUACAUACGAGUAUAUUGACACAUAAUUCAAUUUCCGCCAAAAGCAUAAUAUUUUGUUGUCUCAAAACUCCCCAAUCGAGAGGUGCAACGAAAGCCUAACACUUACAGAUGUGAUGAAAUGCGGGCGACUAAAUUCCGACGGAGUAACGUCAACAAACGUCAAAUGGCACGAUUGGGCGCCAUGGAAACAGUACCAACGGAGUUCGGCAAUCGAUAAAAAGUAAACAAACUGGACAUUUUGUGUGGUUAAUGAAAGAGACAUACGAGAGCAGUCAGUAACAAAAGGGCAAUUCGAAAAGUCCAAAUAUAGAAGAGCACAAACAAAUCGAUAUAUAAGCCCACCUAAAGCACAAAAGCUGGACAUAGUGACCUAGUUCUUUUAGGUCAACUGAAAACGUGUAGAAAUGACAAAACCGCGGAAGUCGUAUUGAUGUGUUAAAAAUAGUUGAGAUUAUUUGUGUGACCAGAAGGAAAGUGCCAAGACGAAGAGGAGCUUAAAAAGUGUUGAUGAGUUAGUGCACAAAUCAAUGCAAGGACGUGCGGCGGAGGAACAUUGGCGGCUUCUAGCCGAGCUAGACUCUCUGGCUUUGAGUGAUAGCUGCUGUGAGAUUUGUCAUUGCGAUUGUUACAGCUCGCAUCGUAGCAGCGUAGAUUCCGACGCAGCCGUCUGUAUUGAGGCUGAUAAAAUCGAUGUCAACCUCCCACCGCUAAGAUGUGUUAAUACGCAAAAGCCCGAAACAUCAAAACGCGCUGCAGCAAAUUUAGAUGUAUUAGCGCUACAUCAGGCGUUACCGGCCAAGCCUUUGGGCGCUACUUCCAUUGGUCAUAGCAGUAGCAAGAAACGGUCUACUCGUAAAUCAAAAACUACUAGAAGAAAAAACACCCACGAAACAACUGCAUCAAAUGGUAAUUUAACGAAGCCUUCCACUACACAAGCCACAUCUACAGUAAACCUAAAAUCCAAGAGCGCCAAAAACACACCAACACAUUCCGGACGUGCAAGUCCAACAACCACCGCUGCUGGCGGUACUAAAUAUGGUAUUAAAGCGAAGCGAAACUCUUCGGUGUCUGCGAAGCGCUCCAAAAGUGUUAGCAGCUUCCGUAGCCGCAGUCCCUCGCCUUUGAUUGUACCGGCCAAACGUCCUGACGCAAAGCGCGCAACAUAUUAUACACGCGAUUGCAAACUUUUACAGGAUCUGCUAAGUGCACUAAACGACGAUGAAGAUUACAAUGCUACUGCCACAUUGCAAGUGAACGGUAAAAACGCCAUAACACAAUCGAAGGAAACAAGCUCAAAAUAUUUGUCAGUGUUUGCUGAUGAGGGCUGUGCUGCCUCCACCCAAUCCCAUACACUGCCGCGUUGCGCUACAAAGUCAAAGAGCAGCCGCGCAAUAAAUGAAGAUAAAAAGUCGUCCUUGACUUCACAGAAGCUUUGCGCCUCCAUGGCAAAUCUCUGCUUGGCGCCAACUGUACGCGCAGCCUAUCAACAAGUGCCCACCCACGACAAACGCAUACUCAACCGAAUGGCGCACAAGCGUAGCGAGCGCGCUAUUGCCAAGGAGAAUGCAUGGUUGGCGCGCAAGUACUGGGAAAAUGAGCGCUACGAACGCGAGCUCUUUAAGUGCGCACAAAUGGAGGAGUACAAGCGCGCAAUACGCGAUAAGCAAUUUCAGGAUUAUCUGCUGACAAAAGCGCGACUGAACGAGAUUGCGCAACGCGACCUGACAGAGCUGCGACGGUUGCGCGAAGCAUUGCAUCAGAAGGAUGUGAGUACAAAACGACGUCUCGACGCUCUGCGCGUUGAGCGCGGUAUUGCAGCGUGUCAACGACGCUGUGAGCAGUUACGACGCGCGGAGGCGGUGGCGGUACAGCAGGAGGAACAACAAAUUGAUGAGAAGUUGCGCAAGCAGGAGAUGUGCGGGCGUUUGAGCGAGCGCUUACAGCGCGCCGAACAGAUACGUGCGAACAUGCUGGAUAGUUAUUUGCGUCGACUGCGCUACGACAAUAACAUAGAAGAGUUGGUGCAUGAGGAGCAUUGGCGUGAAGCGCAGCAGUCCGAACGACAGCGGCUCGCUCAGUUAGAAGAGCACAUACAGCAGAAAUGUGAACAGUCGCAGCGUUUUAUCGAAGCGCGUCAGCGGCGCCAAGAGACUAUUGCCAAGACGGCGAAAAUUUCCGCCAGCCUACGUGAGUUGGUGCGCAAAUCAGUAACUCCUGAAGUUGGCGUCGCUGCGGAAGGUGGUGCUGUGGGCGAUGCUGUGAGUAUGGCAAAUACCGCAUCUUUGAGUAAAGUGCUUUUGGAUAGACCCUUAAUUAAGCUGCCACUGCAGCCGUGA